CGUGUACUGGAGGUAGAUCAGUUGAUAUUAGCAGUCAGACGUUGGAGGUCGCAGUUUUUCGCACGUCUUCCAUCCUCAUCUCAAGUGAUCAGUACGGUGUGUACGUGUGUGUGUGUGUGUGAACGGUGUACAUACAUACAGACAAAUUGGCAGACCAGCCCUGCUUAUUGGUGGACAUAUAAAUUUAUUCAAUUGAAUUAAAUUCUUCAAAGAAUCAAAAGCAUAGCCAUAUACUACCAUGAAUGCAUUAAGGAAAUUGCCCACACGCUUGAUCGCCAAUGCAGUGCGACAACAACAAUGUGCUGCCAUGUCCUCGGGCAGUGCCAAUACUCCAACUCCCCUAACUUUUCUUACCGAUGAUGAGAAAAUGAUGAAGGAAACCGUUGCCAAGGUGGCCCAGGAACAAAUUACUCCUCAUGUCAAAAAAAUGGAUGAACAACACAAAUUUGAACCAUCCGUUGUUCAGGCCAUGUUUGACAAUGGUUUGAUGGGCAUUGAAAUCGAUACUGAAUUGGGUGGAAGUGGUUGCAAUUUCUUGACCACCAUUCUGACUGUAGAAGAAUUGUCCAAAGUUGAUCCAGCCGUCGCUGCUUUGGUUGACAUUCACAAUACCUUGGUCAAUUCGUUGAUCAUGAAGGUGGCCAAUGAGGAACAGAAGAAGAAAUAUUUGCCCAAAUUGGCCCAGGAAUAUCCUGGUAGUUUUGCCUUGACCGAACCUGGUGCUGGUUCUGAUGCCUUUUCCCUGAAGACUGUUGCCAAGAAGGAUGGUAAUCACUAUGUCAUAAAUGGCACCAAAAUGUGGAUAUCUAAUUCCGAUUUGUCUGGUGUGUUCUUGGUAUUCGCCAAUGCCAAGCCUGAAGAUGGAUAUCGGGGUAUCACCACCUUCUUUGUGGAGCGUGACACACCUGGUUUCACCAUCAAUAGACCUGAAGACAAAUUGGGCAUCCGUGCCUCUGGAACUUGCAUGUUGAACUUUGACAAUGUACGUAUUCCCGAAGAAAAUUUGUUGGGCACUUUCGGUCAUGGCUAUAAGUAUGCUGCUGGUUUCUUAAACGAGGGCCGUAUUGGCAUUGCCGCACAGAUGCUUGGUUUGGCCCAAGGUGUCUUUGAUCACACCAUUCCCUAUUUGUUGGAACGCAAACAAUUCGGUUCGGAGAUCUACAACUUCCAGUCCAUGCAACAUCAAAUUGCCACCAUUGCCACAGAGAUUGAGGCUGCCCGGUUGUUGACCUACAAUGCUGCUCGCAUGGUUGAACAUGGUGUUCCCUUCGCCAAGGAAGCCGCUAUGGCUAAAUAUUAUGCCUCCGAAGUGGCCCAACGUGCUGCCAUUAAGUGUAUCGACUGGAUGGGUGGUGUUGGCUUCACCCGUGACUUCCCACAAGAGAAAUACUAUCGGGAUGUUAAGAUUGGUGCCAUCUACGAGGGUACCACCAACAUGCAACUCAGCACAAUCGCUAAGCUCUUAAAGAAGGAGUACUCGUCUUAGGUGGACUUAUCAGCCAGGUGCUGUAUGUUAAAAAAUAUGUAGUCCUGAUACAGUCAUGGAACUGUACAUGCAAUAAGUUUUCAAAAGUCCCCUCCAUACAUAAGAUAACUUCUUCAUUACCGUAACAGAUACCAACAGUGCAUUUAUUUGAGGACACGGUGCGAUCUACUACUCCAUAUGGUAAUCAGACUGUGAUCUCUGGUAUAAUUAGAGAUUGUAAUAGUGAUUUUUUUUUGUAUUUGAAAAGUGAUUUAUACAAUAAAAAAAACUUUAUAUUAUUUAAA
Molecule: messenger RNA, 1770 nt
Organism: Stomoxys calcitrans (stable fly)
Lineage: Eukaryota; Metazoa; Arthropoda; Insecta; Diptera; Muscidae
Product: short/branched chain specific acyl-CoA dehydrogenase, mitochondrial
Exons: 4
Coding region: 239-1486 (415 amino acids)
Cellular component (GO): mitochondrion
Molecular function (GO): acyl-CoA dehydrogenase activity; flavin adenine dinucleotide binding
Source: RefSeq, a predicted model, not a curated record